GUACUAUGCAAAUACCUUGACAAAUUCUAUUUAAUUUAUAUUGACGAUGUGUUAAUCUAUACAGAUGGAGACGUUAAAAAGCACCGCGAACACAUACGAAAAGUAUUACAAAAACUGAAGGAAGCCGGCCUGUUUUUGGAUAUUAAAAAGUGCGAGUUCGAAAGAAAGGAAACCCUCUAUCUUGGAUUUAUCGUACGCGCAGGGCAAGGUGUUAAAAUGGAUCCUAAA
Messenger RNA from Aspergillus aculeatus ATCC 16872, 228 nucleotides. RefSeq lists its product as uncharacterized. NCBI's taxonomy places the organism in Eukaryota, Fungi, Ascomycota, Eurotiomycetes, Eurotiales, Aspergillaceae. The annotation marks the transcript as partial. The record is from RefSeq and is a predicted model, not a curated record. The transcript has a single exon.